Molecule: messenger RNA, 3248 nt
Organism: Alligator mississippiensis (American alligator)
Lineage: Eukaryota; Metazoa; Chordata; Crocodylia; Alligatoridae
Product: prosaposin
Exons: 14
Coding region: 71-1654 (527 amino acids)
Biological process (GO): sphingolipid metabolic process
Cellular component (GO): lysosome
Source: RefSeq, a predicted model, not a curated record
AGAUUUCUCAUUGUGAGAGGUGCAGGAGGAGUGAAGACUGGGCUGCUUUUCUAGCUACUGUAGGAACAACAUGGAGAGCAUGUUGAAGGGCUGGGUUCUGCUAAUUGUUCUCUUCUUGGCUUCCUACCAAGUGGCAGCAAGCCCCCUCUCCUGGCAGAAAGAUUGUGCAGGAGGCCCUGAGAGCUGGUGUCAGGAUCUGCAGACUGCAGUGGAAUGUGGGGCGGUGGAGCAGUGUCAGCAGACUGUCUGGAAGCAGCAGCCGGUGAAAAGCAUCAAGUGUAAUGUGUGUAAAAUACUGGUAUCCCUGACGGGGAGGAUCCUGCAGGACAACUCUACAGAGGAAAAGCUUCGUGUUUUCUUGGUUAAGAAAUGCCAGUACCUUCCUUUUCAGGAUUGGUCAGUCAAGUGCAAGAAGAUGGUGGACAAUGGCGUAAUGAUUCUCCUGCAGUUUGGCAAACAAAUAUUGGCUAACCCUCAGGCAGUGUGUGGUACCUUCAGGUUUUGCCUAUCUCAGGAGAGUCAAAUGGGUGCUUUGAAGUUUCAGAAGCCACUGCAGUCUGAUGGGAAAACGGUGAUGGACUUCCCUGAAAUGGCAUCUCCCUACAUUGCUAAUGUCCCUCUUCUCCUUUAUCCUCAAAACAAGCCCCAGCAAGAGACCUGGCAGGAAGGAGAUGUGUGUGGAACCUGCAUUCAGCUGAUAGCUGAUAUUCAGAAAGAAAUGAAAUACAACUUCUUCCUUGAGUCUAUAGUUGCUGAAACUAAGGAGGAGUGUGCACACUUGGGACCUAACAUGGAUGACAAAUGCAAGAGUUACAUCUCUGAGUACUCACACUUAGUUCUCCAGUUGCUGACAUACAUGCAGCCGAAGGAUAUUUGUGGCUUGGCUGGACUCUGCACUUCCCAGAAAUCUGUUCCCCUCAUGACCCUGUUCUCAGCUAAAGUGAUGAGCAUGCUUAAUGUGAUGGAGCCGGUAGAGGAAAACCAGGGCACAGAGAAAUCCACCCCCCUGUGCAGUGUGUGUGAAAUGGUGAUAAAGACAGCAGAGAAUCUGUUGGAGAACAACAUGACAGAGGAUGAAAUAGUCCAUGGAAUAGAAAAGGUCUGCUACCUCCUACCACAUGGGGUCUUGGGGCAAUGUAAAGACUUUGUGGACUCCUAUGGCAAGGCUGUUGUUGUCAUGUUGUUGGAGGCGACUAAUCCUGAAGCUAUAUGCAUCAUGCUGAAAUGCUGUCCCAAACAUUCGACCCCUUUACAAACUGAGAGAAAUGCCCUGGAACAGGCACUAGUGAACGCUGAUCAGUUCUGCCACGUGUGUCAGAUUGUUAUUAGUUACAUUGAUGACGAGCUGCUGAAGAAUGAGACUCUGAUUGAAAUUGGUGAUAUGCUUACGAAGGGCUGUCAGGUUCUGCCAGACGUCCUGAUGGAGAAGUGUGAUGAACUUGUGGAGCAGUAUGAGCCUGGUGCAGUACGACUCCUGGUGCAGAUGAUGGAUCCUAACUUUGUGUGCACUAAAAUAAGAGUCUGUAGAGCCUCUGAAGAGGAUCUCAUAGGUGCUGACCCAUGUGUCUGGGGCCCAAGCUACUGGUGUAAGAACAUGGAGACUGCAGUUGAAUGCCAUGCUGUGGAGCAUUGCAAGCGUCAUAUAUGGAACUAAAAGAAUCCUUUCCAACUGAACGUGUUUGCCGUGGUUUUGAUCAAGCAUCCUGGGAUUUGUUUGUGUGGGAAUUGGUGAGAAGACUGGGUCGGUGAAGAGAUCUGUACCUCUCCUCUCUCUCCUGAAAGUCAUACACCUUCCUGCUGAUUUGCAAUACUGCUGCCAUUUGUAAAACUCAUCUUCAGCAUCAACUCAGUCAGCCCUAAGAAUAUACAGUGCAUUGUGAAUUGGAAGCCGUGGGGUGGAAUGUCCUUAGGUAGAUAGAGGGGAGUGGCAUACAGUGGGCUGUUUUUUUAUAUGAAUAAAUAGCAAUUUGUCUGACUAAAAGCAAAAAUAGAUCAGAGCAGACUGAUCGCAUUGACAUUCUGUGAUGGAUUGGUGUUGGAUUCUACUGCAAUGAUCUUGAGUGCUUUGCCCAUACUUGUGGCUAGAGAAGGAAGGUUCAGAUUUUCAGAUCAGCCUAAGGGAUUUAGGAACUGAAACCGAAUGGGAUUUGGUCAUGUAAAUCCCUUAGGCUCAUUUAAGAAUCACAUCCUAAAUUAUCCUAACCAUGUAAGUGAAAAAGAAUGGUUCUGUACUGGAACUGUUCUUAUGUCCUCUGGAGAGGAAAGGCUGGCUGUGUGUGUCUGCAAACAACCUGAAAUAAACUCUUAGGGCCAGAUGCUCAUUUGGUGUAAAUUGGCAAAGGCCCUGUGGUUACGGUAACUUAUGCCAACUGGGAAUCUGUUCCCAAGUGCCUGAUCAUUGUAAGACAAGAAAAGGACAACUUAAAACACAUCUGGUUUGGCAAGAACUGUCCCUUAGCUGUCUCAGCACCUGUGUCUCUGGUAUAGUUUGGGGGGGGGGGGGGGGUGGAGGGAGGGUCCUUUGGUAGCCAUUUUAAAACACUAACUUCACUAAAUUUAACACUGCUUCCUAACUCUUUGAUACUUUUUAGUCCAUUCUAAACAUUGUGGGAUUUCAAAGCUGAAUGACAUUUUUUUAAAACCCUUGAUUUUAUAGCUUUUCUUUUGGUCUCUACAAAUUCUUGAAGUGCUUAAUGUUCAGAUGAGAACAGGGAGGCACAAGGUAACUGCAAGUUUUCUCUUCCACAUAAUUUAAGCGUGUAAUGGUGACUACAGAGGCAUCUGUGUUACCUGAGGAUUUUUCUUGACAGCAGUGAGGAAAAUACUGCUCUCCUUACCUCAUAGUAUCUCUGCCCUAGAGUCACUGGCUAUGUGACAUUGAUGCAAGUGCAGCAAACUUUUGCCUGCUAGACUAGAUUCAAGGCCUGUUUUUGAAGUCAGUAUGGUCAUGUCUUUUGUUCCCUGGUACAGGAGAAAUGAUUGACAUGAGAGGAAGUAGUAGAGGGGGGAAGGAUGUUCCUCAAAGUCACUUGGAUAUUACUAUGGUGAACACAGUAUAAAUGUCUGUAUAGAGACCUAAGGAGAGGGAACACAUUUUAAUUCAAGAGGCCAGGCUCUUGGCCUUCCCUUACCCUGAGCUUCUGUCCAGCUGAGGGGAAAACACGCAGCUUCUUUUCAUAGACACUGACCUUAAAUUGUGCAUUAAAGCUUCUGUAAUUAAAAACAAUAAAGAUUUCCUGUAAACCUGG